AUGAGACUCAUCAUCAGAGACAACGGAGAGGCUGCCAGCCGAUACGCCGCCAACUACAUUGUCGAGAGAAUCAACAUCUUCCGCCCUGGCCCAACAAAUCCCUUUGUACUAGGUCUUCCUACCGGAUCCAGUCCUGAGAUCGUAUACCGAAUUCUUGUCGAGAAGCAUCGUGCCGGCAAGGUCUCGUUUCAAAAUGUUGUGACCUUCAACAUGGACGAGUAUAUUGGACUCCCACGAGACCAUCCCGAGAGCUACCGCUCGUUUAUGCACAAACACUUCUUCUCGCAAAUCGAUAUCAAUCCGGACAACAUCAACAUGCUUGAUGGCAACGCCUCCGACCUAGAGGCCCAUUGUUCCGACUACGAAGCCAAGAUCAAGGCUCUGGGAGGAAUCAACCUCUUCCUGGCGGGCAUUGGUGAAGAUGGCCACAUCGCCUUCAACGAGCCCGGCUCGAGCUUGGCCUCUCGCACUCGCGUCAAGACACUUACCUACGACACCAUCCUCGCCAACAGCCGCUUCUUUGGUAAUGACGUGGGAAAGGUACCCAAGAUGGCCUUGACUGUUGGAGUUCAGACUAUUCUCGACUCCCGCGAAGUGGUUGCCCUCAUCAUCGGUGCCCGCAAGGCCAUUGCUCUCCAACACUGCAUCGAGCAAGGGGUGAAUCACAUGUGGACCUUGUCUGCCUUGCAGUUGCAUCCAUAUCCUCUGAUUGUGUGCGACGAGGACGCCACACUGGAGCUGCAGGUAAAGACGGUCAAGUACUUCAAGAGUAUUGAGCAGGUUGCUCGAUCCAAUGGCCUUGAGCAAUGCCUGCCUCUCAAAAUCAGCACCAGUCAUGUGCCCACGCUUCAUGAUACACCACCGUCCCCGGCGCAGACGCCUGUUCGGUUCAGGAUGCGAAUCCCCACGAAAGCGGAAUUAUUUGGCGAGUCGGCGUACACGGUCGAGUCCGGUUGCCCUUCUCCCAGAUUAGACUCCAUGUCGGCUCGAAUCAAGAAAGACGAACGAUGCCCUUCACCGCGCUUUGAUGCCAUGUCCAGUCGGCUCAAGAGUGACAAGGCCGAUCACUCCGACCAUGAUCGGGCGCCUGAUUCCGACAGCCUAUGGCGUUUUAUUUUGCCGCUACAACUGCAAGACCACAAAGAUGGCCACAGCGGCACAACAGACUAA
Messenger RNA from Podospora pseudocomata, 1170 nucleotides. RefSeq names its product Glucosamine-6-phosphate isomerase (Glucosamine-6-phosphate deaminase) (GNPDA) (GlcN6P deaminase). Gene Ontology annotation, cellular component: cytoplasm. Gene Ontology annotation, biological process: N-acetylglucosamine catabolic process; carbohydrate metabolic process; D-glucosamine catabolic process. Bases 1 to 1170 code for a protein of 389 amino acids. The transcript is spliced from 2 exons. NCBI's taxonomy places the organism in Eukaryota, Fungi, Ascomycota, Sordariomycetes, Sordariales, Podosporaceae. Gene Ontology annotation, molecular function: glucosamine-6-phosphate deaminase activity; identical protein binding. The record is from RefSeq and is a predicted model, not a curated record.